GCAGUCGCCCUCCCUGGGGCUGGGACCACCGGCGGAAGGAGGAUCUGGGCAGGCCGGUUGGCGGGAGGGCGGUUGCCUUUCCCGGAUCUCAUCCCCGGCCGCCCGAGGCGGGAGGAAACAGCGGCGAGGUCCGCGGGUGGCAUGGCAGGAGCUGCGGACGAGCGCGGGCCCGGUCCCGCGGCGGGGGAACAGCUGCAGCAGCAACAUGCCGCGUUCCAGGUCUUCCCCGAGCGGCUGGCCCAGCGAAAGCCCGGGCAAGGGUUCCUUUCCAGCUUCUUCACCAACAACCAGAAGUGCCAGCUUAUGCUCCUGAAGACGCUGGAGACAAAUCCGUAUGUCAAACUUCUACUUGAUGCCAUGAAGCACUCAGGUUGUGCUGUUAACAAAGAAAGACACUUUUCUUGUGAAGACUGUAAUGGCAGUGUCAGUGGAGGUUUUGAUGCGUCAACAUCUCAGAUUGUUUUGUGCCAGAACAACAUCCGUAAUCAGGCCCAUAUGAACAGAGUCGUCACCCACGAGCUCGUUCAUGCGUUUGAUCACUGUCGUGCUCACGUCAACUGGUUCACUGACGUCAGACAUUUGGCCUGCUCAGAAGUUCGAGCUGCUAACCUUAGUGGAGACUGCUCCCUUGUAAAUGAAAUAUUCAGGCUGCAUUUUGGAUUGAAACAACAUCAUCAGACUUGUGUACGAGACAGAGCCAUUCUUUCUAUCCUGGCUGUUAGGAAUAUCAGCAAAGAAGUAGCCCAAAAGGCUGUUGAUGAAGUUUUUGAAUCUUGUUUCAAUGACCAUGAACCUUUUGGAAGGAUCCCACAUAACAAGACUUAUGCAAGAUACGCUCAUAGAGACUUUCAAAACCGUGAUCGGUAUUACUCAAAUAUAUGAAGAAAAUGACAUUUUAUAUUAUGGAGCUUCUGUGAUCAUGCAGAAAAUAUGGUUCUUAAGUGGACAAAUAUAUAAUAUGUAAAUGAUCAAUUAAAUACAGAUAAAACACAGAAGAUACUGACUAGCAUAUGAUCAGAAAAAGUAACUGUGGUAAAAGUGAAACUGCCUUUAACUCCAAGGCAAAAAUUGUAACUUUAAUAGUUAACCAUUUGGUAAAUAGGGCAAAUAAAUUACAUUUUUGUA
This is a messenger RNA of Odobenus rosmarus divergens (Pacific walrus), 1125 nucleotides long. RefSeq names its product XRCC6 binding protein 1 (gene ATP23). The record is from RefSeq and is a predicted model, not a curated record. The transcript has 6 exons. Lineage: Eukaryota; Metazoa; Chordata; Mammalia; Carnivora; Odobenidae. Bases 142 to 882 code for a protein of 246 amino acids. Gene Ontology annotation, cellular component: extrinsic component of mitochondrial inner membrane. Gene Ontology annotation, molecular function: metalloendopeptidase activity. Gene Ontology annotation, biological process: mitochondrial protein processing; mitochondrial proton-transporting ATP synthase complex assembly.